AAGAAAUACAAGCCUGUCGCUCUCAAAACCCGACCCGUCCUUGGUGCCGUCCCCGAACAAUUUCGAAUACUUCGAGACAUCAAGGGCGACCCUCUCUCCAUCAUGCCUAAACUUUCGACCGACCCCCCGCCGUUCAAACCUACCGGUCGGUACACCCUCGAACACUUCGAAGCAACCGAGAAGCUUCACGACGGCGACUUCCUACUUCCCAAAGAGCUCCUCCACCACUUCAUGUGCCUGCACAACGAAGCCUUCGCCUGGACCGAUGACGAGCGCAGAUGUUUCAAGCCCGAGUACUUCCCCCCCGUCGAUUUCCCCGUCGUUCCUCACACGCCCUGGGUGCAGAAGAAUAUCCCCAUUCCGCCCGGGAUCUACAACGAAGUCUGCGCGGUGAUCAAGCGAAAGAUCGCCGCCGGAGUCUACGAGCAAUCGAACUCGUCGUAUCGAUCGCGUUGGUUCUGUGUCGUCAAGAAGGACGGUAAAUCUCUUUGA
Messenger RNA from Postia placenta MAD-698-R-SB12, 492 nucleotides. RefSeq lists its product as hypothetical. The transcript has 2 exons. NCBI's taxonomy places the organism in Eukaryota, Fungi, Basidiomycota, Agaricomycetes, Polyporales, Adustoporiaceae. The annotation marks the transcript as partial. The record is from RefSeq and is a predicted model, not a curated record.